Messenger RNA from Rubroshorea leprosula, 912 nucleotides. The record is from the annotation of a GenBank genome assembly. Lineage: Eukaryota; Viridiplantae; Streptophyta; Magnoliopsida; Malvales; Dipterocarpaceae.
GUAUUCCUUUCUUUCUUUUGACAAAAUAAUAAUAAUAAUAAUAAUACAAACCCACUCUUGAAGCUCUCACAUUCUCACUGCGGGCUCUGCUCGAAGAUCGUCAUUCAUGUGCUUUCAUCCAUCCAACUGCUAGAGCUACUCAGCUAUUCUCUCGCCGGGGAUUGGACCGAUGGCGUUCUUGUGGCCGUUGAUCGUUCUCGCAUUCGCUUACGCGAUCUGCCGUUUCCUUUUGAUGCUUAUUCCGCCAAAUGUUCCUUCCAUCGAAGUCGACGCCUCCGACGUGCUGGAUGACGGAAACCAAGCGCAGGAUAACAGCUUCAUCUAUGUGAGUUUUUCUUUAUUUGAUUUAGAUUUGUUAUUCUAGCUUGUUCCUUUUUAUUUCUUUAGUUGGCCACAGUUCGAGCUUGGAGAUUUGUCGUUCUUUGAGUGGAAUCUCAUCUUAACGAUAGAGGAGGAAGUUAGAUGGAAAUGUUGAAUUCUUGUUAAUUUCCAUUGAAGAAUUCAUCCAGAUUGUAUUUUUCUAUUUGAUUUUUAGUUUAAAAGACUGACCUCUGCUUGAUUUUUUGAUUCUUUUUAAUGACUGUCUGCUGCUCUUACUUGGAGAUUGUUCAUUGCUUAAUGCUUACAUUGUUUGGUUGGAAUUUGUGAUUAUAGAAAUAGAUAAUUUAUUGUUAUCAAAACGAUUUAGAAGAAGAACACCUUCGAAAUACUGAAUGAUAGAUGUCUCUGGCGAUCUGGCAAUGUUAGGAACUUCAAGCCUUUUUGCUUUUGAUUUUAUGAGGAACAAUUUGACCUUUUUUUUUUUCCUAGUAAGAAUAUAGCGUCUUGAUUUAAAAUUCAUUGCUAAAAUUACUUAAUGUUGAGUUACUCUAACAUGUCUUUUGAAAUUGGUACUAAAAGCUACUUGGUUAA